Sparassis crispa is the source of this 1506-nucleotide messenger RNA. RefSeq names its product Cytochrome P450 monooxygenase paxP. NCBI's taxonomy places the organism in Eukaryota, Fungi, Basidiomycota, Agaricomycetes, Polyporales, Sparassidaceae. The record is from RefSeq and is a predicted model, not a curated record. Bases 1 to 1506 code for a protein of 501 amino acids. Gene Ontology annotation, molecular function: heme binding; oxidoreductase activity, acting on paired donors, with incorporation or reduction of molecular oxygen; monooxygenase activity. The transcript is spliced from 11 exons.
AUGGCCAGUUCAGCGUUCUAUGCGUUCGUAGGUGUGCUUUCCGUCCUGUACUUCGUACAACGGGUGUCUAGGUCUUCCAGGGCUCUACACGCCAUCCCCACGGUUGGACCCUCCGCGCCUCUGCUCUCGUACAUCGGAGCAUAUAAGUAUGUCCGUCAUGCGAAGACGAUGCUUCAAGAGGGAUAUGAUAAGUACAAAGGAUCGGUGUUUAAGAUUCCGAUGCUGGAUCAAUGGCUGGUGGUAGUCAGCGGCCCGAAGCUCGUCGAGGAACUGCGCAUGCUUCCUGACGACCAGGCGUCAUUCGUCCACUCGAUAGAGGAGACGACGCAAACCAGGUACACAAUGGGACCAUCCAUCACUGAUGACCCGUAUCAUGUGCCAAUCAUCCGCGACCAGCUCACGCGUGGUAUACGGACUUUCCUACCUGACGUGACUGACGAGAUCGACAAGGCCUUCCAGGAUCUUAUUCCCGCAACGGAAGAUGGGUGGAUUGAUGUUCCCGUAUUGUCUGUAAUGCGCCAAAUUGUUGCACGUGCAAGCAACCGUGUUUUCGUCGGCCUGCCAAAGUGUCGGGACCAAGACUUUCUCGACUUAGCCAUCGGUUUUACCCUCGACAUCACUGAGACACGUGUCUAUAUCAACCUCUUCCCGAAAAUUCUGAAGCCGAUUGCUGGACGUAUUUUCUCUCGCGUGAGGCGGGCGAUACGGCGUGCAAGUUCACAUCUGAAGCCCAUUAUGGAAGAACGGAAGAGGAAGUUGGCUGAAUUUGGGGAUGAUUGGGCAAACAAGCCUAGCGACAUGUUGAUGUGGCUUAUGGAUGGAGCCAAGGAAAAGGAAAAUUGGGAACAUUCUGUGCUGGAGAGGUUUUUGGUUCUAUGUUUCGCCGCAAUUCAUACCUCCUCCAAUAGCAUGACCCAUGCACUAUACCAUAUCGCGGCGAAUCCGGGGUAUAUACAGCCUCUGCGGGAAGAAGUCGAGAGCAUUGUCAAGGAGGAGGGUUGGAACAAGGCCUCCGUGAGCAAGAUGCUCAAACUUGACAGCUUUAUGAGAGAGUCGCAACGGUUCAACGGCAUUGUCGGCAUUUCGCGUAAAGCGAUGAAGGAUAUUACACUGUCCAAUGGCACCAUGAUACCAAAGGGAACCCUCAUCGUUGCUGCAGCUGCACCGAUGCACCUCGACAAGGAGAAUUACCUUAAUGCAGACGUUUUUGAUCCGUUCCGGUUCUCCAACUUGCGUGCCGGUGAAGGCGAGGGCACGAAGUAUCAGUUCGUCAGCACUUCUCCGGAAUACAUUCCCUUCGGCCAUGGGAAACAUGCUUGCCCUGGACGGUUCUUCGCGGCAAGCGAGCUCAAGGUGAUGUUGGCGUAUGUUGUGCUCAACUAUGAUAUCAAAUUCGAAGGCGGGGGUAAGCGUCCGGAGAACUUGUGGAUAAACGCGUCCAUCGUCCCUGCACCCGGGGUGAAAGUGAUGUUCAGGAAGCGCCGAUCUGCCGAUUCGAAGGUGUAA